Molecule: messenger RNA, 4672 nt
Organism: Epinephelus fuscoguttatus (brown-marbled grouper)
Lineage: Eukaryota; Metazoa; Chordata; Actinopteri; Perciformes; Serranidae
Gene: mybl2a
Product: v-myb avian myeloblastosis viral oncogene homolog-like 2a
Exons: 12
Coding region: 655-3417 (920 amino acids)
Biological process (GO): regulation of DNA-templated transcription
Cellular component (GO): nucleus
Molecular function (GO): DNA-binding transcription factor activity, RNA polymerase II-specific; RNA polymerase II cis-regulatory region sequence-specific DNA binding; protein dimerization activity
Source: RefSeq, a predicted model, not a curated record
UAGUUAUAGUUUUAGUUGUAUAUUAUUGUGUCUUAUACGUGCAAGUUUGCAAGUCUGUUACCAAGAUAGUUGUGGCAACUCUGUAUCCCUUGGCUUCAACCAAUUUCUUGAGCACACUCAGCAGCAAAUUUCAACUGUUUUCGCACUGGCAACGAAUAGGAGAGUAACGUUAACACUGGACUGUGCGUUUCAAAUAGGCGUACCCUCAUAUUUUUAAAUGGGAUACUACUAAACAUUAACACUUUUCAGUACAAUGUAGUCAUCUUAAACAUCGUUGUAACCUCAUUAUAAAGUGUGGUUAACGUAAUACUUCUCAGACAGUAUCAAUCAAACCUGAACAUUAUAGAAUUUAUGGUUAGUGUGGUUGUCCAGUAUCUUCAUUGUCUUUACUAUAGACUUUGACACUAACAUGCAGGAUAUAUAAAAUGUUUUUUAAGUGGCAUUGUGGGGUGUACUGUAGAGAACAAUUUUUAUUGAGCGUCAUUAGCCAGCAGUGGCAUGUGACUUAUGUUUAAAUUUGUCACUGAUUCAGGAAUUGCAUUCAAAGUGUUUUAAUUUGGGCACUUUAAAGAUAAAAUUUAAACACUUCAUAAAGAAAUGGACAUGUUUGCUAUUGUUUAAAGGGAUUGCUUUAGUUAAACAGUAGGUUCAGGCAUGUCUUUACAUCUGCAGCUGCAACAUGACAUCAUUGCAGAGCAAAUUGAAUUCUGUUCUAAAUGUUUAAAUGGAUUAAAUGACAUCAAAACUCAACAGGACCAUUAUAAAGCCCAUAUUGUGUUCAGCAUGGAAGAACAGGGGGAUUGUAAUAUGUGCAAUGACACUGACUCAGACACAGCAGAUGGUACCAAGAACGAUGGCACCAAUUGUAAUGUCAAAUGGACUCAGGAAGAGGAUGAAAAUCUCAAAAUCCUCAUCAACAACUUUGGGAAAAAAGAUUGGAAAACCAUUUCCAGUUUUUUUCCGGGGCGGACAGAAUUCCAUUGUAUGCACCGCUGGAAAAAGCAUCUAGAUCCUGAUUUGGUCAAGGGCUUUUGGUCAAAAGAGGAAGAUGAAAAGAUAAUAGAGCUGGUGGGCAGGUAUGGCACCAAACAUUGGUCUUUGAUUGCCAAACAACUGAAGGGGCGGUUGGGGAAACAGUGUCGUGAGCGCUGGCACAACCACCUCGACCCACUGGUCAAUAAGAGCUCCUGGACCAAUGAAGAAGACCUCAUCAUCUAUAAAGCCCACUCCAUUCUCGGAAACCGGUGGGCUGAGAUUGCCAAGCUGCUCCCUGGAAGGACGGACAAUUCAGUGAAAAAUCACUGGAACUGCACCGUCAAACGUAAAGCAGAGUCGGGCUUGUACAAAGAUGAUGCUGACAGCAUUUCCCUUGAUAUUCAACAUUUUGUGGAAGGAGAGGUGGACUUCAAGUGUGACGUUGUAUUAGACACUGAACCAGUAACUCCUAAAAUGAUCUUUCUAGAGAAAGAAAAGAAGCAGGAGUGUCAAAAGGUCAAGCAGAAGACAGCCGUUCCGCCUCCACAGACUUUAGCGUCCAUGAAUCCCCGCAGUUCGAGUUCCAGUCCCAGUUCUAGCUCAGGCGCUGCACCAGUAGCUGCGCCAGUGGACCAGAAAAAGUUUGUCACAGCAGCACUGAGGAUGAUCGCUGAAGACAUGCUGCCACUCAGUUUUGUUGAAGGCGCAGGCUUCAGGUCAUUCAUGAGUACCAUCAGCCCUGAAUGCAACAAGCUGUCCCAGCGUGUCAUGGGUCUACAGCUCUACGAUGAUGUGGAGAGAACCAUCAAGCCUCAGCUCAUCCGCGACCUUAAAGCCUGCCUUGCCAAAACCAAAGAUGGUGAGAGAGCCAUUCAUGUUACCUUUGACCUCUGGGCAGGGGAUCAGUCCCAUCUAGCAGAGGAGCCAAUUGUUGUGGUGCAGCUCCACUUUGUCAGUGAUUCCUGGCAGAUCCGCCGUCCCAUUGUCGCUUUCCGUCACCUCAGCCACAAAAAUCUCAGCACUGCUGUGUCCAGGGAGCUUGAAGGUGUGCUGCUGAGCUACGGCAUCUUUCCUCACAGCAUCGGCUACGUCCUCACCAACCAGGCGAAAGAAGGCCUGGCUGGGAACAGCUUGUUCUGUGACUACAAGAUCAUGUGUUCAUCAAACAGGGGCGAGUCAGAUGGAGAUGAGGUGGUGGCAUUUCUGUCAGAUCAGAUGUCUGAAACAGAGUCCCCCUUUUCAGAGCUUCAGAUUGGGACCAAAACCCCUUGUGUGGCCCAGAAACUGCAGCUUGUGAUUAAGGAGGCACUGAAGAACUCCAGGGUUGUGGAAAACCUGCUCUCACAGGUCCACAAUGUGGUGGCUUUUUUUAGGAGCAGCGCCUACUGGAGCGAGGUCUUGUUGAAGGAGUGCAAUGUGUCCCUGUGCCACUCCUCCAGUAACUGUCGCUGGAACUCCAUGAUGAUAGCUUUACGCCGUAUGGUGCAGGAGUCCGCCUGGAGCACUGUCAUGACUCUCCUAGCCCAGGCUCGCAUAGAGGCAAACGACACAGCCAGCGUCCCGCCUCUGAUCAUGGCCAAGAGGGAGCAAGUGAUCGACAUUCUGGGUCUGCUUGAGCCCUUUGAGGAGGCCUUGCAGGUCCUGCAAGGAAAUGGAGUGACCAUCUCUUUCAUCACACCUUCCCUCGUUGGCCUUGAUAAGACCUUGGAGAGCCUCGUCACCAACUACACCCACUUCAACAAGGCCCUGCGCACAGGCCUCCACAAACAUUUCCAGUCCCUGAUUCACCAGAAGGACAUCAUAUUAGCGGCUGUGCUCGACCCCAGGAUCAAACUGCAGCCGUUUUCUGAUGCCAAACAAGAGGACCAGACAGGUUUCUUAACUCCCCCAUCAAAAUAUGAAGCUCGCAACAUUGUGGAAGCCACAUUAAGAGGUGUGGUGGCCUCAGCAUCUCCCGUUGUAGAGACAGAUAAAGACCAGACAAGCAAGGAGUUGAAAAAGGACCAGGAUGGCGCAGAGGAGAGCCGAGACAACACGCUGAUGGAGGCAUCUGGUGGCAGCUCAGAUGAUAACAACUGCGAGGGAGUAAGUGGAAAUGACCGCAAGCGCAAGUCCAUCUUUAACUUUCUUCAGCCGCCCGCAAAGACAAUGAAGAUGUCAGAGCUUGACGUGUACCUUGCAGAACCACUGUGGGAAAGCAACUCCAGUGUGUCUUACUGGAAAUCUGCAACUCGGUUCCCUACGCUCCAGGGCAUCGCUAGGAAGCUGCUGGCAGUUCCGGCCACCUCAGGUGGCUUUGACCGUCUGUGUCCGAUGGCAGUGUGUAUUGUAAAAGCCAAGAGGAACCGCCUGCCAUCACACACCACAGAGAGACUGCUUCUAUACAAAAACUCUUUAAAGACAAAAACUGUUAAAAAACCUGGUGGGGCCACUAAACACUGAUGAGUUAAGUGAUUAUUGGUUCUGGUUAUUCUGUCCUCCACACUUGCUUUUCUGUACUCAAUACUAUGCUUUCACAUCCAGCUAACACUAUCACUAUCAGGUACUUGAGAACAACAAUGUUUCAACCUUGCAAUAGGAGUUAACAGCAGCAAAAUAUAUUACAAGUACAUUGAAGAUAAGGGCAAGCUACUCAAAAUAUCCGUUUUGCAGAAAUAACGAGAUGCAGCACAAUGGCAGCCAGCAGGAUGAGUACAGACUGUAGUCAAUUCUCUAUGAAAGUGAAAGUAAAAGGUCGCUUCUCUUCACAAAAAGUAGCUGAACUGCAUUUCAAGCAGUAUGUAUUAAAUACUUCCCAUACUUGAGCAUAAUGCAACACUAAAAAUGUAAUAUGAAGUGAGAAUUAAAAUGCCUUUAGAACAAGAAUUCUCGGAAAAACUUUUGCUGCCGCUAACCUUUCAAAGACAAAGGAGAAAAUGCAUCUGUGGUCGAAGUCCUGAUGUGUAGGAUUUGAAAUAUUCUCUGAUUUUGUGACUCCUACUGGUAAUAUAAAAAAAAACCCAGUGUGUCAGACAGUGCACACCCACAUAUACCUUUAUACCUUUAACAUCAGCCUGUGUUUUCUUUACGCAGAAAGUGGAUAUUUAUUGCUGUACUCCUACACAGUGUGGCUAUUCAGUACCUAAAGCAAAAAAUGAGUAAUGUUUUCAUGUAAAAAUUUAGGAGUGCCAGACAAUGCAUUGUACAUUUUUGUAAUCAUGUUUUUGUUCUUCCUUGUAAUUUAUUUGUUGUGUAUGUUAUACAGUAAGUGCAGACAGACUGUGUAUCAGGUGACAGUAAAUUAAAUGAGAGGCUGCACUUUUUCAGCUUUUUGUAAAAGCCAUGUGUAUUGUCUUAGUCUUUUUACAAUUUGUGUAUAUUUUACAUUGGUUAUUGGUCAGCAAUGCUUCAAAGUUGCCACAAUGCGUUGCUUUCUCGAAAGCCUUGACGUUCAAUUGUUUUGUUCUUUACUGGACUGUGAUGUUUGAUGGGGUUGAUGGGAAAAGUCACUCUGUAUUUUAUGUUGACAUUAUUAGAUGGGUAUGCUUUUAAAAAAACUAAAGUUUAUAUUGAAUGACAGCUGACUGAUUUUAUAGCAGUGAUGAUUGAUCACAGGUAAUAAACAUCAGAGUGAACUUGAGUCCUUUCACCCCUUGUGUCGCCACAUGGAAAUAUCCAGAGAAUGUAUGUUGUAUAUUAAAGAAUAAAGCUAUUCUCU